This is a messenger RNA of Hypoxylon trugodes, 708 nucleotides long. Its product is annotated as Lumazine-binding protein. Gene Ontology annotation, biological process: riboflavin biosynthetic process. Lineage: Eukaryota; Fungi; Ascomycota; Sordariomycetes; Xylariales; Hypoxylaceae. The record is from RefSeq and is a predicted model, not a curated record. The transcript has 2 exons. Gene Ontology annotation, molecular function: riboflavin synthase activity. The coding region runs from base 1 to 708 and encodes 235 amino acids.
AUGUUUACCGGACUAGUUGAGGAGAUUGGAGUGGUAGCCGAACUCAACCCACACGAUGAAACCGGCGGUACAUCCCUAACCAUCACACUCCCCGAAUCCUCCACCCUACUCGCCGACGCCCAGCUCGGCGACAGCAUAUCAAUCAAUGGCGUGUGUCUAACGGCAACCAACCUAACUCAACACCCACCAACUUUCAAAGUCGGCGUCGCGCCCGAGACCCUACGUCUAACGAACCUAGGCUCCUUAGCUAAAGACUCACACGUUAAUUUAGAAAGAGCAGUACGCGCGGAUACGCGGAUGGGUGGGCAUUUUGUACAAGGGCAUGUCGACUCAAUCGCGGAAAUCGUCUCCGUUACCCAAGAUGGGAAUGCUUUAACAUUCCGCUUCGCGCCGAAGUCGCUGGAUACCCUGCGUUAUAUCGUGUUUAAGGGGUUUGUCGCGCUCGAUGGGACUAGUCUCACAGUUACCAAAGUCGACGAUGCGGCGGCUUGGUUCGAGGUCAUGCUUAUUGCGUACACGCAAGAGAAGGUGGUGUUGGCGAGGAAGGUGGCGGGUGAUACGGUGAAUGUAGAAGUCGACGUUUUGGCGAAGUAUGCUGAGAAGAGUAUGACGGGAUACUUGGGUGCACAAAGUGAGAAUUUGGUGAAGCCGAUUUUGGAGGAAAUGGUGGAGAAUUUGGUUGCCCAGGCUAUGGGGGGACAUUCGUAG